This is a messenger RNA of Laetiporus sulphureus 93-53, 1967 nucleotides long. Its product is annotated as Metallo-dependent phosphatase. The transcript is spliced from 6 exons. Lineage: Eukaryota; Fungi; Basidiomycota; Agaricomycetes; Polyporales; Laetiporaceae. Gene Ontology annotation, biological process: GPI anchor biosynthetic process. Gene Ontology annotation, cellular component: endoplasmic reticulum. Gene Ontology annotation, molecular function: hydrolase activity. Bases 178 to 1725 code for a protein of 515 amino acids. The record is from RefSeq and is a predicted model, not a curated record.
GCCAUUUCGCCAUACUUUCCGAAUACGACUUUCCGGUACCUCAAGUCUCCUAAGCCGAUGGGGCCGCCUUUACAAUAGGAGUCCAGUCCAGAUACAUGAACACCAGAGGGGGGGUCACAAGCGCAUAUAGGCACGUACACCAUCGACGACACGGUCACGGGGGAAGUGUCUACUGCGAUGGACAACUCGCAAGCGCUGUCCUCCCGCACAAGCACCACGAUGACCCUAGGUCGACCUCGCAAGUUGGGCAUCGCUCGUCCCUACCACAUGCUUGCGCAGGUCUUCCAGAUUAUCUGGCUUGCCGUCAUCUGCUACAACGAAUAUGGCACAUUCCGCAACCACGUCUCCCACUGCCCAUGGCCGGACCACUCACUGCUACUAUCUACCGGUACUUCAUCUGAAGACAGCCCGCGGCCGACUCAUGUCCUCGUCCUCGCAGACCCCCAAGUCCUCGAUGCUAAUUCGUACCCGGGGCGCCAUCCCUUGCUUGUAUGGAUCACACGGAAGACCGUAGAUAUGAACCUUCGAAAGAGCUGGCGUGCUGCGUUGAACCUCAAACCUGACGCGGUGGUGUUCUUGGGAGACAUGAUGGACAACGGACGCGCUGCAAUGUCCGAUGAAGAAUACGAAGACUAUUAUCAGCACUUUCGCCGGAUCUUUAGGCCAGCAUCCGAGGACCCGUUACUCACGUUCUACAUCCCCGGUAAUCAUGACAUAGGCCUUGGCCGUUCAGCCCGGUUCUCUGAAGAGGCCUUGGAGCGCUACACCUCUCACUUCGGUCCGCUCAAUCAGCUCGUCGAUAUAGGCGGUCACACGUUAGUGAUGAUAAAUGCUCCUGGGCUCGUACAAGAGGAGACUCUGCGUGCCGACGACGGCCUUGAGCGCGAUCAAUGGGCGUUGGCACAUCCGACUGGAACGAUUGCCUUUGUGGAGUUGCUGAGGUCUCGUCGUCUGCACAAUCCGGCUGUGCUCUUCACGCAUAUACCUUUAUCUCGACCAGAGGGUGCAUCCUGCGGUCCUCUGCGAGAGCGCGGUACGAUCCGCGAAGGCCGCGGAUUCGGGUACGAGAAUACGCUCGCACCGCAUACGUCCCAAUUCCUUUUGCAAACCAUCCGACCAGCUCUAGUUUUCAGCGGGGACGACCACGACUACUGCGAAUAUGCGCACCCUUACCCAACUUCCCCGUCUCACGACCCCAUGCUCUCCGACUCGCCCCCCGGAAAUGUCAUCGAAGUCACCGUCAAGUCCUUCUCCAUCGUUAUGGGGAUCCGCCAGCCAGGCUUUCAGCUCCUCUCCCUCUCGCCCCUCUCCGCCUUCUCCCCGCCAUUACCGACGCUCGCCACCACGCCCUGCGCGCUCCCCGCGACACUGAGAACGUAUCUCUUCCUCUACGCCCCGCUCGCAGCGUUCACGCUCCUCGCGCUCCUCUUCGCGAGCGCGCACCGCAUACGCACGCGCCGACGGUGGGAGGCAUGGGCGCCGCUUCCGCGGUGGUGCGAGCGCCUGGCGGUAGCGCGGGGGUGGUCCUCUAACGUGUCGCUGUGCGGGCGUCGUGUACGCGUGGUGUGGCCGAUCCCAAAUGUGCUGUCGCAAGGGGAAGAAGGCAAGAUCAGCACGGGAAGGACGCGGGCGGUAGGCUUCUGGGAGGGCUGGGCGAGGGACGUGGCGAGGGUCGCGUGGCUGCCGACGUUGGUAUUCGGUGGGAUUGCGUGGUGGACGGCAUGAUAUAUAGGUGCGAAAGGGUGGCUAUCGAGCGUGCUGCGGUUGCCACUAAAAUGUGUGUGUGUGCUUCUAGUGCUUUCUGUUCUUGUAUUAUGUAUAACGCGCGGACUUGGAUGUAUGAUUUUUUGAAUGUGUUGUAUGGGUCUGGUUGAAUGGCCGUCGAAUAGGUUUGAAACUUAACACUUUCGGGAUCAUGCAUGGUGAAAUUGACUUAUCUUGUUAACAUGGCCAUUCCAAUAUUUACC